AUUGGCUGACGCGGUGUCGGUGCGGCGUAAACAAAGCAGCGAGGAGCCGUUUGAACUUCACAGAUAGAGCGACGCAGAGCGCGCGGAGGAGGGGCUCGCGUGAAGUUCCUGACAGCACGCGCACUCCGGUUUAAAGAGCAGCAUCUUAGUCGCUGCAAAGACCACCCUAAUGAACUUACACCGCGUGUGAACAACUCCUAAAAGAAAGGCAGGCGUCUUGUAGGUGCACACACACACACACACACGGGAUUUGUUUCGGACGUUUGGACGGUGUUUUUGAGAGUCUCUGGUGUUCCUCGCGCGCAGGCGGAGAGGCGCGUGCUCAUCAUCGGCUCAGCAGAGCUGUCAUGCUGCCUAAAGUCGAUUCAGAAUCUCUGGGACUCGCUCGAUCGCAUGGGGAACAGGGGCAUAUGCCUAGAAAUAUGCAAGCCCCCCAGUUUAAAAUGAUGGACUACUCCUACGACGAAGACUUGGACGAAAUGUGUCCAGUGUGCGGAGACAAGGUGUCCGGAUAUCACUACGGGUUACUGACCUGUGAGAGCUGUAAGGGCUUCUUCAAGCGCACGGUGCAGAACAACAAGCGCUACACAUGUAUAGAGAACCAGAGCUGUCAAAUAGACAAGACCCAGCGGAAACGCUGCCCCUACUGUCGCUUCCAGAAGUGCCUCACUGUCGGCAUGAAACUGGAGGCUGUGAGGGCCGAUCGAAUGAGAGGAGGUCGCAACAAGUUCGGCCCCAUGUACAAACGAGACCGGGCACUCAAGCAACAGAAAAAAGCCUUGAUCCGGGCCAACGGACUCAAGCUGGAGGCAAUGACGCAAGUCAUGCAAACCGUCCCAGCGGACCUCACCAUUACCUCUGCCAUUCAGAACAUCCAUUCAGCCUCCAAGGGGCUUCCACUGAGCCACCACCAUCAUCACCACCACCAUCACCACCCCCACAGCUCCUCCAGCGCAGGCCUGCCACCUGCAGACUUUGACCGCAGUCCCUUCGUCACCUCUCCGGUCAGCAUGGCUAUGCCGCCGCACGCCGGAGGACUGCAGGGCUACCAGGCGUAUGGCCACUUCCAGAGCCGCACCAUCAAGUCAGAGUAUCCCGACCCCUACACAAGCUCGCCGGAGUCCCUCAUGGGCUACCCGUAUGUAGAAGCCUACGCGGGCGGGUCGCCGCCCACCUUCCCUCACCUGGUGGUGGAGCUGCUCAAGUGCGAGCCGGACGAGCCACAGGUGCAAGCGAAGAUCCUAGCGUACCUCCAGCAGGAGCAGGCCAGCCGAGGCAAGCACGAGAAACUCAACACUUUUGGCCUCAUGUGCAAGAUGGCUGACCAGACACUGUUCUCCAUUGUAGAAUGGGCCAGGAGCAGCAUCUUCUUCCGGGAACUGAAGGUUGAUGACCAAAUGAAGCUUCUCCAGAACUGUUGGAGUGAACUCCUCAUCCUGGACCAUGUUUUCCGGCAGGUGAUGCACGCCAAAGAGGGCUCCAUCCUCCUGGUCACGGGGCAACAGGUGGAUUACGGCCUAAUUGCCUCCCAAGCCGGUGCCACACUCAACAACCUCCUGAGUCACGCGCAGGAGCUGGUGAGCAAACUACGAUCCCUCCAGCUGGACCAGAGGGAGUUUGUCUGCCUCAAGUUCCUGGUGCUGUUCAGCUUGGGUCAAGGCAGCUCUUGUAGCCAAUUCACAAAAGCUGCAGGUCUCCACCAUAAAAGACCAGCAUCAAAAAACAGGACUGGCCGUCUGUUUGGCCUCAUAAGAACAUGGAAUAUUAAUGCCGACCAUCCGCUUCUGCAUCAUCACAUCAGUCACGAUUGUUCCGUCCUGUGGUUCCGGAAAAGAGAAUAUGAUGUGUGUAGGGCGUAGGUGCUUUGAUCCCAUCCAUUCCGUUUGCUGCGUCCCUGAACUACCUGAAACUACGAAGCAGGACAUAAGCCUUUAUGUCCAGCUCCCCCAUCACACCUUGAGAAGGUUCCUCACAUCUUCCCAAGACCAAAGACCAGUGUUGAAAACUCCAGACCUCUCAUCCUUGCUGUGUUUAUGUUGAUCGGCUUUGCGUAGCAGAGGUUUUUUGGUUGAAGUUUGGGGGGAAUCUGGUGUAAAUAAUUUGGCAGAAACAUCAUCCAUAAUAAAACUCUCACCUGAGGGGAGUGUAGCGCCCCAGGCACUGCCCCGGUCUAGCAGCUCGCCCCACCCAUGCUGUGUGCCAGGCCCAGAGAGACCAAGAGACUAAGAGAACUAAGCCUGGAGAUCAAAGAUGGCUCCGAUUAAUAGUAUCCCGUGGGUGAAGGGCGGCCGGGGCUCUGUAUAUAUACAAGUGCACGGAUGAGAAAAAGACUUUGCCAGUUGCUAUUGAGAAGCCAGUCAGAGGUUAAUUAAAUGAAGCAUGAAAAUCCCAUGGUGCUUUAUGAAAACUAUUGGAAUUAUGGGAACUUAUCUUCUUGUCUGUCUCGACCUGCUGCUCAUUCUUCAACCCUUUUUGAAUGGAGAACUUGUUUCCACAAAGAAAAAUGCUACAACUUUAGCUACAGCGUUCCUUAUUAAACGUUAGCAAGUACGUUCAUAAUUAAGGUGCGUUCUUGCAUUACAGCAAAUGUUUGCGCCAUUAAACCAAAUGUUUUAUGAUUAAAAAGUCAAAACAAAAACUAAGCAAAAAUUUGCACACCA
Messenger RNA from Sinocyclocheilus anshuiensis, 2660 nucleotides. RefSeq names its product nuclear receptor subfamily 5 group A member 2-like. The transcript has 7 exons. Gene Ontology annotation, biological process: regulation of transcription by RNA polymerase II; hormone-mediated signaling pathway; tissue development. NCBI's taxonomy places the organism in Eukaryota, Metazoa, Chordata, Actinopteri, Cypriniformes, Cyprinidae. Gene Ontology annotation, cellular component: RNA polymerase II transcription regulator complex. Bases 348 to 1859 code for a protein of 503 amino acids. Gene Ontology annotation, molecular function: zinc ion binding; RNA polymerase II cis-regulatory region sequence-specific DNA binding; nuclear receptor activity. The record is from RefSeq and is a predicted model, not a curated record.